This is a messenger RNA of Cajanus cajan (pigeon pea), 1740 nucleotides long. RefSeq names its product protein pns1. Lineage: Eukaryota; Viridiplantae; Streptophyta; Magnoliopsida; Fabales; Fabaceae. Gene Ontology annotation, molecular function: transmembrane transporter activity. The record is from RefSeq and is a predicted model, not a curated record. Gene Ontology annotation, cellular component: membrane. Gene Ontology annotation, biological process: transmembrane transport.
CUACAUAUUGAAGCAAGAAGAUUACAAGACUUUGUUGUACUUUUACAUCGUUUAGUUUCCAAAGAAAUUUCCUUCACUGCAGAGAAGGCCAAAAACAUUGAAUCAAAAACCAAUAAUACCCUGUAAUCCUGUAUGCGCACUUCCAAGUUCUAAGUGCAUUUAAUAAUAAAAUUGUCACACUAUGACAAAUUUGAACAACUUCAACGUGAUCACAGUCACAGAUGAAGAGAAAAUACAAGUUCAACAAGAGUGGAUUUCAUCCACAAACCCCAUCAAGGCACAAGAUUCAAGUUCAAGCUUUCCAAACGCAACACUGGCGGGGAAGGUCUUCAAGAUUCUUUUCUACCUUAACCUGCUCCUAAUUGCAGCAUUGGUGAUUUCCCUCACCAUCUAUGGCCUUGUCUAUGCCUUUCACAACCACCAUUUCCACCCAAAGCAGUGGUACCCUCCACUCCUAAUAGCAACAUUAUGUGGUGGAAUUGUUGGUUUCACAUGGCAAUGGAUUACAGCUAGGACUCCAACAAAGGCUAUUAGAGCAGCAUUUUGUCUGAGUCCCUUUCUUUCAUGUGCAAUGGGGGUUAUGUUUGUAUACAUUGGAUCUGCACCAAGUCUUGCUGUUGGUAUUGUUGCUUUGGUUUCUGCAUUAAUUCAAUCUCUUUAUGGUUGUUGGGUCAGUCCUAGAUUUGAUUAUGCAAAGAGAAUCUUGUCAGUUUCAAUAGCUGAUCCUCCUGCCAAAAGCAUGAGGUGGGCAUUCUAUUCAACCCUCAUUGGUGUUCUUUAUUGUUGUUUUUUGGUGUGUGGAAUUGGAGGAGCUAGAGCAAUUGAAAACAGAACCAUGCUAACUGCGUUGCUCAUCUUGGUGAUCCUUCUGAGCCUGGGGUGGACCAUGCAAUUUUUGAAGAAUGUGUUGCAAGUUACCAUUUCAAGGGUGAAGUAUAUGCACUUAUUUGGGGGAGAAAUCAUGGACACAAGAGUGGCAUUGCAUGACACAGUUAACUACCAAACUGGAAGUGUUUCCCUUGGCUCCAUUCUUGUGCCCUUUAUCUCACUCUUCAGGGGUUUUGCAAGGUCAACAAGUCUGAUUGGAGGAGAUAAUGGUGAAGUCAUGUUUUCAUGUGUUAGUUGCUACAUGGGUAUUGCAUCACUUCUUGUAACCCGUGGAAACAGAUGGGGUUUUGUGCAUGUUGGAGUUUAUACAAAGGGGUUCGUGCAGGCAUCCUCUGACACUUGGGACAUUUUCAAUAGGGCUGGUUUGGAACAACUCAUAGACUUGGAUCUCACUGGCUCAUUUUGUUUCCUUAGUGGAAUGGCAGGGGGUGCAAUGUGUAGCCUAGUGAGUGGAAUUUGGAGCAUAGUAAUACACAAGAGCUAUGCUACAGAAAUAUCCAUUUAUGCUUUCUUAAUUGGUUACUUCAUGUUUCGGUUGGCAAUGUCAUGGCCACAAGCAUGUGUUUCAGCUUACUAUGUUGCCUAUGCAGAGAAUCCACAGAGCACUCAAUUUGACUGCACCAUCCCUGUACGUUUGGAGCAGCUUCAGAGAUAUCAAGCUUAGAUAACAAUCAUAACAUUGACUUAAUGAAUUUCUUGUUUAAUGAAAUGCUGAAGGAACACUAAAUCCAGAAGGGCAUAUUAGUAUAUUACCCUAAGAUAACUUGCUGAUACAAAUUACAAUGUUGGAAACAAUUUUGAUAAUGUACAUAAAGGUUUAAUUUUGAUGUAGUCUUCAAUUAUGAUUAAAUU